CGAGGCCCUCGCGGCGACCCGUAGCCGCGGGUCCCUCAGAGCCGGUGGCGAGAUGGCGGAGCAGCCGGGAGGAGGGCGGCCGCGCCCGGGGCCGAGGAGCCCGGAGCAGAGUCGCCGCGGCUGAGUCCCCGAGCGGCCUUCGAGAGGUGCCCGGCCUCCGGGAGCGGGGCAUGGUGCCACCCGCGCCGCGCCGCCGCCGCCGCUGAGCCCGCGGGCCACGCCGAGCUCGGACGCGGGAGUGGGAAGAUGUUUUCCGCGCUCAAGAAGCUGGUGGGGUCGGAGCCGGCUCCGGGCCGCGAGAAGAACAUCCCCGCGGGGCUGCAGUCCAUGAACCAGGCGCUGCAGCGGCGCUUCGCCAAGGGAGUGCAGUACAACAUGAAGAUAGUGAUCCGAGGCGACAGGAACACGGGCAAGACUGCGCUGUGGCACCGGCUGCAGGGCAAGAAGUUUGUGGAGGAGUACAUCCCCACCCAGGAGAUCCAGGUCACCAGCAUCCACUGGAACUACAAAACCACUGACGACAUCGUGAAGGUGGAGGUGUGGGAUGUGGUUGACAAAGGAAAAUGUAAAAAGCGGGGUGAUGGCUUGAAGAUGGAGAAUGACCCCCAGGAGGCGGAGUCUGAGAUGGCCCUGGACGCCGAGUUCCUGGACGUGUACAAGAACUGCAACGGGGUGGUCAUGAUGUUCGACAUCACCAAGCAGUGGACCUUCAGCUACAUCCUGCGGGAGCUCCCCAAGGUGCCGACCCACGUGCCCGUGUGCGUGCUGGGGAACUACCGCGACAUGGGCGAGCACCGCGUCAUCUUGCCUGACGACGUGCGCGACCUCAUGGACCGCCUGGACAGACCGCCGGGCUCCUCCUACUUCCGCUACGCCGAGUCCUCCAUGAAGAACAGCUUUGGCCUCAAGUACCUUCAUAAGUUCUUCAACAUCCCGUUCCUGCAGCUGCAGAGAGAAACGCUGCUGCGGCAGCUGGAGACAAACCAGCUGGACAUCGACGCCACGCUGGAGGAGCUGUCCGUGCAGCAGGAGACCGAGGACCAGAACUACGGCAUCUUCCUGGAGAUGAUGGAGGCACGAAGCCGAGGCCACACGUCCCCGCUGGCGGCCAACGGGCAGAGCCCGUCCUCAGGCUCCCAGUCACCUGUGGUACCUGUGAGCGCCGUGUCCACGGGGAGCUCCAGCCCCAGCACGCCCCAGCCGGCCCCACAGCUGCCCCUCCCCACUCCCUCAGCCUGCCCCUCCCCCCCAUCCCCCUCAGAGGCCCCCGUGCCCCCAGCACCCCCCGUGGCCCCCGCUCCAGCCCCGAGACGCAGCAUCAUCUCCCGGCUGUUUGGGACCUCGCCAGCUGCCGAGGUGGCCCCUCCCCCCCCAGAUCCGGUCCCUGCUGCAGAGGCCCCGGCGAAAGUCCAGGAUGUCGAGGAGUUUGUUCCCGGGGACGGCCUUGACCACAGCUUCCUGGACGACGUGGCCCCCCCGAAGGAGGAGAGGACAGUUGAGGCUGAGGUCCCUCAGGACAGCGACAGCGACGGGGAGGCCCCCGGAGGGAACCCGAUGGUGGCGGGUUUCCAGGACGAUGUGGACCUGGAGGACCAGCCGCACAGCAGGCCCCUGCUGCCCACGGGCCCCGUCUCCAGGGAGACCAUCACUCUUCCCAAUGAGGAGGCAGCAGGGCCCCCCACGGCCGCUGCCCUGGCCCCCCAGAAGUGCUCCGAGCCAGAGACCAAACAGCCCUCAAAGGCCCCGAGGCCGCACCGGCGGGCAGAGCCCUGCGGGCCCCAUGCAGCGGGCUCCUCUCGGGGGCCCAGCGGGAGGGACGAACUGGCGGCCUCGUCAGAGAGUGACGCCGAGGGGCCCAUCGCUGCGCAGAUGUUGUCCUUCGUCAUGGACGACCCCGACUUUGAGAGCGACUCAGACACGCCACGGAGAGCGGACGAGUUCCCCGUGCGGGAGGAUCUCUCCGACGUGACGGACGAGGACACGGGCCCUGCCCCGGCGCCCCCGCCCCCCAGGCCCCCGGCCCCCGCCUUCCGAGUGAAGGACGACUUGGACCUCUUUGGCCUGGGGCUGGAGGAGCCCGGCCGCAAGAUAAGGAGGGCAGGCCUCCCUCCAAGGAGAAGAAGAAGAAGAAGAAGAAAGACAAGGAGGAGGAAGAAAAGGCGGCCAAGAAGAAGAGCAAGCACAAGAAGGGCAAGGACCGCGAGGAGGGCCGCGAGGACCGGAGGCAGCGCAGGGGCAAGAGGGCUGCGGACGAGCUGGAGGCCUUCCUGGGGGGCGGGGCCCCAGGCGGCCAUCUCCGCGGGGGAGGGGACUACGAGGAGCUCUAGACCUGGCACGGGGUGCACGCACACUGCACACGCGCUGGGGCACCGGGCCCGCCCCGUGGAGGGUGGGCAGCAGGCAUCGGCCCUGUGGCUUCUCAGGGAGGGACGAAGGCCCAGGAGUCCAGCAAGGCUGUUUACAAGGCAGAGCGCCCUGGUCACACCCAGCUCCUCCUCGCCGGCCACCGCAUGCGGGCAGCGCGGCUCCCUGGCUGCAGCUCCCUGGGCUGCGCACCGUGUCCCGGCCCUCUGGGCACCGCUGCUGCCGACGCCGGGCAGUGCCGGCACAUCCCUGGGGCUCCUCCCAGGCUGGUGUCCAGUGUCGCACCUGCUGGGCGGUCACCAGUGGAGCCAGAAUGUCCUCACUCAUUUCCUUUCCUCCUUCCACACUCAGCUCCAACCAUAAAGCUCUCCUGUUUUAA
Messenger RNA from Eptesicus fuscus (big brown bat), 2743 nucleotides. RefSeq names its product RAB, member RAS oncogene family like 6 (gene RABL6). Bases 247 to 2727 code for a protein of 826 amino acids. Gene Ontology annotation, cellular component: cytosol; nucleus. The record is from RefSeq and is a predicted model, not a curated record. Gene Ontology annotation, molecular function: GTP binding. The transcript is spliced from 15 exons. Lineage: Eukaryota; Metazoa; Chordata; Mammalia; Chiroptera; Vespertilionidae.